Ornithodoros turicata is the source of this 1544-nucleotide messenger RNA. It is a transcript of the gene Ist1, whose product is annotated as IST1 homolog. Lineage: Eukaryota; Metazoa; Arthropoda; Arachnida; Ixodida; Argasidae. Gene Ontology annotation, biological process: protein transport. The record is from RefSeq and is a predicted model, not a curated record. The transcript has 2 exons. The coding region runs from base 126 to 1127 and encodes 333 amino acids.
UACAGCCAAAAAUCAUCCUUGUCCUAUGACUUGCGAGGAAGGCGGGCUCAUUCGUACAUGAGUCAACUUCCGGUGUCAUGCUUGUUAGUAAUCUGUUUUGGAAGUGAAGACAACUGUCUGCAAGCAUGUUUUCUUCAGGACCAAACUACGGCAAACUAAAGACGAACCUGCGACUGACAGUGAACAGACUGAAGCUAUUAGAGCGCAAAAAGACGGAACUCGCUCAAAAAGCUCGCAAGGAGAUCGCCGAUUACCUGGCCAGCGGUAAGCCCGAACGCGCUAAAAUACGCGUAGAACAUAUCAUACGGGAAGACUACCUGGUCGAAGCCAUGGAACUGGUCGAAAUGUACUGCGAUCUGCUACUGGCCCGCUUUGGGCUCGUCCAACAAAUGAAAACCCUCGACGAAGGCUUGGCAGAGGCCGUGUCGAGUCUGAUAUGGGUAGCUCCCAGACUCCAAGCUGAUGUUGCCGAGCUGAAGGUUGUGGCAGAACAGCUGACACUGAAGUACGGCAAGCCCUACUCGCAAGCAGCCCGUGACAACGGCUUGCAGUCUGUCAACGAAAAACUCAUACAUAAAUUGAGUGUCCAAGCUCCGCCCAAGAUGCUGGUGGAGAAAUACCUAAUUGAGAUCGCUAAAAGUCACGACGUGCCGUACGAAGGCGAUCCAGAAGUCCUGCGGCAGGAACCCGAGGUUGCGGAGGACGCCCUGAUCGACUUCAACAACGGCCUGGUGCGACCGCCAGGGUUUGUGGUGCAGACAUUCGGGGACGGGACGUACCCACCUUCAUCUGCCCCGUACCCGCCAUCGUCGUCACCCUACCCACUUCCCAUUUCGGGAUCUUUUCCAGGGGCCACCGCACCCCAUCCCCCACAGGCACCUUACACCCCACCGGAGAAGCCUCCGCUCCCAACUGUUCCCCCUUCGGACCCGUUCCCAGCAGUGAACCCUCACACCAUCGGUUUUGCGAACGACGGACCCCCAGCCUACAACGAUCUUCCAAACCUUCCCUCUGUGCCGCAGCUGCCUUCCGUGCCCGCAGGGAGCCUGCCUAAAUCUUCAAAGGAAGACGACAUUGACUUUGAUGAUUUGACGCGUCGUUUUGAGGAACUCAAGAAGAGGAAGUGAGGGUCGAUGUUGGUGGCAUGUCUCGGAGCGGCAACAAUGUACGCGUUAGUCGCAGACCUAACUAUCCAUUUGUUAAUGUGAAAACAUGUUGGCCAUAUUGCCAUAUUGGGCUUUUCCUCGCCUUGUUUUGAUGGCCUUAGUUUAUCCUGGGGAUGCCACGGAACAAGUGAUCUUUAGAGCAAAAAAAUUGUACAGUUACUUCACCAAUACAUGUGACCACUCUGGGCCAAUGAGUGUGCUCGGUGGCAUCCUCGAUGCACUACUUAAUCGAAGGCCUUCUGCUGAUGUUGCUUUAUUACUGUGUAAAGUUUGAAUGUUGUAGAGUUUUAACACAAAUAUUUUGGUGCGAGGCUAUAUCUUGAUUUUGUGUUGUACAGAUCUUUGCGGAUAUAUUAAAGAACUACGUACAUAUUCCAA